Achroia grisella is the source of this 1116-nucleotide messenger RNA. Its product is annotated as cytochrome b-like. Gene Ontology annotation, biological process: mitochondrial electron transport, ubiquinol to cytochrome c. NCBI's taxonomy places the organism in Eukaryota, Metazoa, Arthropoda, Insecta, Lepidoptera, Pyralidae. The transcript has a single exon. Gene Ontology annotation, cellular component: membrane. Gene Ontology annotation, molecular function: quinol-cytochrome-c reductase activity. The record is from RefSeq and is a predicted model, not a curated record.
AUGAACAAACCUUUACGAGUUAAACAUCCAAUUUUAAGUAUCGCAAACAAUGCAUUAGUAGAUCUACCUGCUCCAAGAAAUAUUUCAUCUUGAUGAAAUUUUGGAUCAUUAUUAGGUCUAUGUUUAAUUAUUCAAAUUUUAACAGGACUAUUCCUUGCAAUACAUUAUACAGCAGAUAUUAAUUUAGCUUUUAAUAGAGUAAACCAUAUCUGUCGAGAUGUAAACUAUGGUUGAUUAUUACGAACUCUACACGCUAAUGGUGCAUCAUUUUUCUUUAUUUGCAUUUAUUUACAUGUAGGACGAGGAAUCUACUAUGGUUCAUAUUUAUAUACACCUACAUGACUAGUAGGAGUUUUAAUUUUAUUUUUAGUAAUAGGAACUGCUUUUAUAGGUUACGUACUUCCAUGAGGACAAAUAUCUUUUUGAGGAGCUACUGUUAUUACUAAUUUAUUAUCUGCUAUUCCUUAUUUAGGAAUUGAUUUAGUACAAUGGGUAUGAGGUGGAUUUGCUGUUGAUAAUGCUACAUUAACACGAUUCUUCACAUUCCAUUUUAUUUUACCAUUUAUUGUAUUAGCUAUAACAAUAAUUCAUUUAUUAUUUUUACAUGAAACAGGAUCUAAUAAUCCUAUUGGGUUAAAUUCUAAUAUUGAUAAAAUUCCAUUCCAUCCAUAUUUUACUUAUAAGGAUAUUGUUGGAUUUAUUAUUAUAACAAUAAUUUUAAUUUUAUUAGUAUUAAUUAAUCCUUACUUAUUAGGAGACCCCGAUAAUUUUAUCCCCGCAAAUCCACUUGUUACACCCGUUCAUAUUCAACCUGAAUGAUACUUCUUGUUUGCUUACGCAAUCCUGCGAUCCAUCCCCAAUAAAUUGGGAGGAGUAAUUGCCCUAGUUAUAUCAAUUGCAAUUCUUUUUAUUUUACCAUUUUAUCAUCUCAGAAAAUUUCGUGGAAUCCAAUUUUAUCCAAUUAAUCAAAUUCUAUUUUGAUUCAUGACUAUUACAGUAAUUUUAUUAACCUGAAUUGGAGCUCGACCUGUAGAAGCACCUUAUGUUUUAGUAGGACAAAUUUUAACAGUAGUUUAUUUUUCAUACUUUUUAUUUAAUCCACUAGUAACAAAAUGA